Messenger RNA from Vollenhovia emeryi, 1504 nucleotides. RefSeq lists its product as uncharacterized. Lineage: Eukaryota; Metazoa; Arthropoda; Insecta; Hymenoptera; Formicidae. The coding region runs from base 247 to 546 and encodes 99 amino acids. The record is from RefSeq and is a predicted model, not a curated record. The transcript is spliced from 2 exons.
GAGCGGUAUUUCGUCGCGUGACGCCGUAGCGUUCGCAUCGAUCUGAGCGACGGACGGCGGCGACUACACCGCGUAGGGCGGAUAGAGAGAGGCGCGCACACGGCCGAAAAUCAAUCCCGGCGCGUGUCAGGUCUCGCGCCCGCGGAGAGAAACGGAUCGGCGAACGGGGGAGGUUGCCUGCUCCUCGGGGUGGCGAGAAAGGGCGACGACGCUCGGAGGACGAGGGACCGAUCGGCGGCCGCCGCGAUGCUGAAGAAGUUCCUUGGCAAGUCCGGCCGCAGGCUCCUGCGGGCGAUCAAGAAGCUGUCCACGAGGAGCCGCAAGGCCAAGCGGUCGUACAAUCCCAGCUCCUGGCACACGACCAUCCCGGACCUCGAGACGACCUCGCUCUCGUGGUCCCUGCCGUCCCUGGACGCCAAGAGCAUCGAUACGUACAUGACGUACGUGGGCGAGGGCCAGGAGGACUGCACGUCCAACUGUUGCUGCUGCGACGAGUACGAGGAGAACCAGAGGAACGAGAACAGGGAGAACGAGAUGAUAAUCUAACGUCCGUGCCGCCAGGCGACUACGCGGGCCGGCGCACUUUCCGCCUCGGCGCGGCUCGGGGCUCGGCUCGUUUGUCUCGCGAUCGAAUUCGCCGGCAAUCGUCCCCCCGAGGGUGGAUUCGCACGCGCGCCGCUCGAAACCAAUAUUUAACCCUUAACUGGUGAGUACGAGUACACACGUCCGACACGGUUUCGUUACCACCUUUCUGUUUCGUUUCCUUCUCCGAAGAGACUUCGCCCCCGGCCGGUGCAAUGCCCGGGUACCAAAGAGAACGUUCGUCGGGGACCUGCGACCGGUUAAGGGUUAAUCACGAUCCCUCCGUAAUCCGUUCCACGCACGCACACGCGCGCGCGUACGCACGCGAUACGCAUACGAAGCGCUUUCGCACGCGCUCCCUUAUCUCGCGGUAUAGAUACGCGCCGCGCGCGUCGGGAAAACGCUCUGUGGCUGGACCUCGGAUUGCGGCGAGAUCGGUCGCUCGCACUAGUGCGCACUGAGUGCGCACGCGGGGGCUUGUUUACAGUCGAUUCUUAUAUUUAAGAAUCGUCUUAAAUAUCUCUUGCAAUAUUUCGUAGCCAGUAAAAUCCCUGGUAGCACACUUUAUUCGGGAAAUAAUGUUAAUCUAGUGUUCCCAAUAUUGGUCCAAUAUUGUAAGAUGGACGCCUUCUCUUAUUUAGCCCAUGUCUAUUCAGCAAUGUUGGUCUAACAUUGUAUCAAUAUUAGACCGAUAUUCUUAUAGCAUUGUUAAAUAUUGGUCAAUGCACUUUCAAUCUAAAUCUGAUAUUACAUAAUUAGUAUCGUGCAAUAUUUACAUUUAAACCUUUGCUCAAUAUUGGCUUUACGUUAGACAAUAUCGGCCAAUGCGUUUCUAACAUUGUAUCAAUAUCAGACCAAUAUUUUUAUUACAUUGUUAAAUAUUGGCCAAUGCACUCUUAAUCUAAAUCUAAUAUUACGUAAU